CAUAGUGUUCUACGGUUUUCAUUUGUUUUGCCCAAAUGUUUUCAUCUAGCAAAUUAUUUAAUCUGUUAUAAGUCAAAAUUUUUUCAGCUAAUCCGUUUUUAUUACACGAGAAACAAUUUUACGAGUAAUGAACACGUAUUGGAUUUGUUCCGAAUUUAUUCGCUAGGAUCAUUGUCAUCACUUUCACUUUUCACACGAUUUGUUUUAUUAGUGGUUCUAGUGUGCAUUCGCUGCAUUGAGGCGCAGUCGCCAUGGAUGACACCAUGUCGACCCUUACGAAAAUGACCCGCACGGUAAAAAAAUUGGAGGUUCCUAGGCCCCUGAAAUCAACUACAAGUUCCGCUCACAACCGCAAUUCAGUCUUGGACGUCAAAAUAAACUCUGUUGAUGACCUGAUAGUUUUGACUGAGGCGGUAGCUUAUCAAAUGAUGCAGGGAAAUUAUGACCGUGCGCUUCAAAGCAAUGUAGCAACUAUGUAUUCUAACCUCAAGCUCUAUGGCGCUCAGCUCGAAGCUCUUUACAAGGACUUUCUUGACAGAUAUUUUGUUGUAUUCCGUAACGGUUCUCAAGAUGAGCGGCUGGACAAAAAGACGCGCCUUCAUCUUCUUGAGUUGAUUGAGCUGCGCGCCAAAACUUGGCAAGGCUCCGACUACAUGAGUCAGUAUUACAGGCACCGUGGCACACAUGCAGAGCCACUGUUGGUGCCGACGAUGGAGGGGUCGGGCACGGGCGGCCCGGCGUCCCCGACGCUGGCUGCGCCCGCCGAGCCGCCGGCGCUGCUCGGCCCCGGCGAGGUCAUCAAACCCUCCGGCAAGUUCCCCAAGCCGACCAAGAUCCCCGGCAAGAACUACUCUAAGGACGAGGUCGUCAUCAGGAACGCUGAUUCCGGAAAAGUGAUGGGUAUCAAGGGCAGGAGGGUGCACAUGAUCGAAGAGCUAAGUGACACGAUUAUAUCGUUUCAGCGAGUGAGUCCUGGAGCUAAGGAGAGGCUCGUCCAAAUUACUGGACCCAAUGAAGAAAAUGUGAACCACGCGAAGCACCUGAUCGGCGACACGAUCCGGCGCAACGCGUCGCCGGUGCGACUCGAGGGCGCGGACGCGGCGUUGCGGGCCUCGCGCGCCUCGCUCGAUUCCAACGGCUCCGACGACGACCGCGCCAACAGGGAGAAGUCCCCACACAACAAUAGAGCUCUUCUUCAUAGUUUCUCUACAAAUGACGCCGCACUUGGAGAAUACAAGUACACUGUGACUUUUGGGCAACAUUCCAUUAAGAUCACGGGCAAUAAUCUGGAUCUUGUCAAGACGGCCAAGCUGGUGCUGGACGAGUACUUCGAGAGCGCGGGCGCGCUGGAGGCGCUGGGCGCGGGCUCGGGCGACUUCUUCACGCUGUCGCAGCGGCCCGGCGCCGCGCUGCUGCUGCGCGACGACGCCGCGCUCAACGGCGCCGACGACGACGUCUUCAGGCCCACCAACGACGACAACGCUGCGGACGGGGACGCCACGCCGCGCCGACCGCGCUUCUCGCGGGCCACCAGCACAGACAAGAAUCAAGGUGGGAGCGGCACGCGGCAGACGUACACGUACGAGACGCUGGUGCAGUACGCGGACUCGCCGCUGAGCAAGCUGCCGCCGGCCGGGCUGGCCGCCUUCCCGCCGGAGCUGGCGCGCAAGAGCUGCCUGGAGUUCGACAGCGCGUCCUACCUGAAGAAGGUGCGCGCCGCCGCCGGCACCACCAUGGCCGCUGACGACGUCCCCGACUCGCCAGAACCUGAAUAAACCACACCACACACAUAUUCGCUCGCAACUCGGUUCGCACAAGUACACUGUUAUUCUUUUCAAGGUAGCCUCAGUACUACUGUCAUAUUAUUGCACGCAACGAGCGAACCGAUCUAAGCAGCUUUUUAGGCAGCUGCGGACGCCUCCGAUGUCUUUAUUUGCAUCGAUAAAGGACCCGAGAGACGCUUCCACAAAUUCGAUGUCAUUGCCGUCCGCCGUGCUUGUAUUGCACACUUUCACUCACACUAAUUUUAGUGAACUUUGAAAAGUAUUAAGCACCAAAAUUUUUAUUUUUGUAGUGAUGGUUUUAGCUUACCUCAUUUUGUGAACGAAUGUUUUGUAAUAUUAAACUGGGUAAUUUUGGGUUUUUAUACUCUAGCUAGCACACUCACAUUAUACAGCCGGAAAAAAUAUACUUAACGAUUGAUCUCCUGAUAUGGCUUCACUUUUGAUCGAUGUUUGCUGCGGGUCGCCCGUAGAGACAGAUGCGUCCGUUCAGUCUAAUACAUAGGAUUUUUAUCCCAUAUAAGUGUAUGCUGAAAUCUAUUUAAUUAAACAACAGAAAACAAAGUGCAAGCAAAUUAUGCUCCCAUUUAGUUUCUUUUGUUGUAUAUAUUGAGGACUCUAGUUCGGAUGUCAUAGAGUGAUUCCAUUUAUUUUAAGAAGAAUGCAUGCAUUUCUUUGUGUGUUUGUUUACUCAUUUUCAGAUAGUGUCUAGUCCUGACGAGUAGUGUCGAUUCUCAUUGUAAUCUUAAGCUUUUUAAAUACAGGAAGCCUGUAAAUCGAUCGUUGCAAAAUAAAAUUAGGUACGAGUUAUAAUUGGGACUACCCAAUAAAAUUAUGUUAUAGAUAUAUUCUACUCUGUUAAUUGAUUAAAAGCUUUUAAUAGUUAAACUUGCUGUGCACUAAACCAAAUAAUUGUUAUUUAAAUUUUAUAUUUUAUAUGAAGUAUAAAAAAAAAACUAACUUGUAGGGCUCUGUGGUAGUUGUGAUUGCCAGGCUUCCUUUUGUCUUGAUUUCGUAAGUAGUCUUAUAAAAGUUUAAUGAUAUUUAAUGGAUAAUAUACUGACACGAAAGACUGUUCUUUUCGUAAGAGCAACAUUUUUCCUUUUUAUACUUUUCUUCUUUUAUUCAGGCAUUCACACCUUUUUGUACUUAUCAAAACGUGCAUUAUUAUUAGUACUGAUAAAGCGUUGAAAUUUCGGUUUUUUUUCACUUUCACACAUUUGGUGCUUUGGUAAAGUAUUAUCGUUGAAUCAUGAAAAAGUAUUAUCGUUGAAUAUUUAAAGAUUUAUGUUUACAUUACACUUCUUUUGUUUUUAUGUCAAUUUAAGUAUAUUGUGAAAGUUGAUGAUACACUAAAUUUUCUAAUU
Molecule: messenger RNA, 3148 nt
Organism: Plodia interpunctella (Indianmeal moth)
Lineage: Eukaryota; Metazoa; Arthropoda; Insecta; Lepidoptera; Pyralidae
Gene: mxt
Product: mextli
Exons: 13
Coding region: 252-1775 (507 amino acids)
Biological process (GO): regulation of formation of translation initiation ternary complex; positive regulation of translation
Cellular component (GO): cytoplasm; RNA cap binding complex
Molecular function (GO): eukaryotic initiation factor 4E binding; translation initiation factor activity; RNA binding
Source: RefSeq, a predicted model, not a curated record